This is a messenger RNA of Symbiodinium sp. CCMP2592, 369 nucleotides long. The record is from the annotation of a GenBank genome assembly. Lineage: Eukaryota; Dinophyceae; Suessiales; Symbiodiniaceae.
AUGAGUGCCUUCACGCCCUCGAUGACGCCGGCCGACGUGGUGCUGCUGACUGCGAAGGCAGAGCAGGACCGGAUGAACAGCAUCACCAGGCUCUGCAUGGAGAGGUGCGCAGACACCCUACGCCGCGACGAGGCCUUGCCGGCUUCUCACGAGCGGCUGCCAGAGAAAACACGGCGUUGCUUAGACGUGUGCUUCCAGAAGUUUUGCGACACUGCCGACCUCGUGGCAGCGGAGAAGCAAGCUUGGGAAGUUCAACAGCUCCGCUUGGCGCAGCGCCAGGCCAUGGCCACCACCGCCGUUCUCGGCACGCUGGCAACCACGCUUACCAUCGGGCUAGGUUGCUACUUGUUUCGUGGCGGAGACGAUUGA